Molecule: messenger RNA, 708 nt
Organism: Cryptococcus wingfieldii CBS 7118
Lineage: Eukaryota; Fungi; Basidiomycota; Tremellomycetes; Tremellales; Cryptococcaceae
Product: 30S small subunit ribosomal protein S6e
Exons: 4
Coding region: 1-708 (235 amino acids)
Biological process (GO): translation
Cellular component (GO): ribosome
Molecular function (GO): structural constituent of ribosome
Source: RefSeq, a predicted model, not a curated record
AUGAAGGUCAACUUUUCCAACCCCGCCACCGGCGCUCAGAAGCUCAUCGACUUUGAGGAUGACCGCAAGACCCGAGUCUUCCUUGAGAAGAGGAUGGGCCAGGAAGUCCCCAUCGACACUCUUGGUGAAGAGUUUGCCGGCUACGUCGUCCGAAUCACCGGCGGUAACGACAAGCAGGGUUUCCCUAUGAAGCAGGGUGUCCUCCUCCAGCACCGAACCCGUCUCCUCCUCGCUGACGGCCACUCUUGCUACCGAGCCCGCCGAGACGGUGAGCGCAAGCGAAAGUCUGUCCGAGGUUGCAUCGUCGGCAACGACAUUGGUGUCCUCGCCGUCGCCAUCGUCAAGCAGGGUGCUCAGGAGCUCCCCGGUCUCACCGACGUCGUUCUGCCCAAGCGACUCGGUCCCAAGCGUGCCACCAAGAUCAGGAAGUUCUUCAACCUUUCCAAGGAGGACGACGUUACCAAGUUCGUUGUCCGAAGGGAGGUCACCAAGAAGAACGGCAAGACCACCACCAAGGCCCCCAAGAUCCAGCGCCUUGUCACCCCCAUGCGUCUCCAGAGGAAGCGUCACCUCCGAUCUCUCCAGAAGAGGAGGACCGAGUCCCAGAAGGAGUCUGUUGCCGAGUACAAGACUGCUCUUGCCAAGCACGCCGAGGAGAAGAAGGUCCACAACGCCGCCGUCAAGGCUGCCAAGAAGGCCCGCAGGUGA